AUGAUUGUGCAAUUGUGGCUUAUUUUUAUUCUGGCCAUUUCCAGUACGUGGGCUGAUAGUGAUGAUACAUCAACUGAUAGUACUUUAACGUAUGAUACUCCAAUAAAUGAUGUGUCAACAGAUGAUACAUCAACAGAUUUUUCACAAACAAAUACAACAAUAACGAAAAAAAUUGUAAAUGGUAAAUGGGCUAAUAUUGGUGAAUUUCCAUACAUGGUAAGUAUUAGAAGCGGUGGUAGUCAUUCAUGUGGUGGAUCAAUUCUUGAUUCAACUCACAUAUUAACAGCUGCUCACUGCAUCACAGAUGAUGGUCCUGGAAAAUGGUCAAUCAUAAAUUUAAAAAACUUACAAAUUUUGACGGGAACAAUUCUAGCUUAUCCUUUAUUUCCAAGUCUCUAUCGAGUUAAACAUGCUUAUGUACAUGAAAAUUAUGAUCAACAUAAUGUAUAUGCCAAUGACAUUGCUAUCUUGACCUUGGAAAAACCAAUAUCUUUUAAUGCAUAUCAAAAACCAAUUCCAUUACCAGAAGUUGAUGUGCCUGCAGGAGCAAAAGUAACACUCAGUGGAUGGGGAAGUUUAAGUUAUCCAGCUGGAGCUUUGAAUCAGCCAGCAUUCAUGAGAAAAUUGGAGACUGAAGUUAUAAGUAAUACUCUUUGUCGAAGUGUUGUUCACAAGGACAUUGUAUCACAACAACUUUGUACAUUUAAACAAUCAGGAUAUGGAGCAUGUCAUGGUGACAGUGGAGGUCCUUUUGUUUAUAACAAUACAGUCGUUUCAGUAAUUUCAUUUGUAUCAAAUGGGUGUGCACGAGGAAAACCUGAUGUUGGUGGAAGACUGAUUAAAUAUACGAAAUAUCUUGUGUAA
This is a messenger RNA of Aphidius gifuensis, 864 nucleotides long. RefSeq names its product chymotrypsin-1-like. Gene Ontology annotation, molecular function: serine-type endopeptidase activity. The record is from RefSeq and is a predicted model, not a curated record. NCBI's taxonomy places the organism in Eukaryota, Metazoa, Arthropoda, Insecta, Hymenoptera, Braconidae. Gene Ontology annotation, biological process: proteolysis. The transcript has 6 exons. Bases 1 to 864 code for a protein of 287 amino acids.